Molecule: messenger RNA, 354 nt
Organism: Helobdella robusta
Lineage: Eukaryota; Metazoa; Annelida; Clitellata; Rhynchobdellida; Glossiphoniidae
Exons: 1
Coding region: 1-354 (117 amino acids)
Source: RefSeq, a predicted model, not a curated record
AUGUUUAAUUUCGAUAGGUCAACCGUGUUAUGUCAAGCACUAUGGCCCAUGAAGAGAUCGCCAAGCCAGAUGGGUUCCUGCAAUAGUUGUUCGAAGAUUAGGUUGAAGACACAUAAUGGUAAAUCGAUCCCACAUGGUCUUCUAUGGAAACGACACGUAGAGCAAAUCCGACAUAGAUACGGUGCCAACCAAAAUGGCGACCCAGGGAAAAUCACUGGGACCCAGACCAAAGUUGAUUCAAGGCAUUCAAUUGUCAAACCUACCACGCCUGAAAGUAGUCAAGUGCUUUUCGACCCGAUAUCUCACCUAAGAAGAUCGGAACGUAUACGUCAUAAGUUUGCCCACAAACUUUAG